Messenger RNA from Symbiodinium necroappetens, 1077 nucleotides. NCBI's taxonomy places the organism in Eukaryota, Dinophyceae, Suessiales, Symbiodiniaceae. The record is from the annotation of a GenBank genome assembly.
AUGGAGCCUGUGGGCGACGUCGAGUCGCACGACUCUUCCAGCUCUUCUGGGCUGGAGCGUCGACGACGACGAAGCUCAGCUUUGAUCCUCGUUGUGAUCCUGGUGAUUACCGUCGGGCUAUUUGGAGCUUUGACGUUGGUACCGGCAUUAAUGGCUUCAGGCCUGCUCGCAUAUUCGUUUGGGCUUCGACAUGCGUUCGAUGUGGAUCACAUCGCUGCAAUAGACAAUAUCACUCGCAAGCUGACGGUCAGGAACAGCAGCCCGCACACAGUGGGAAUGUUCUUUGCUCUUGGGCAUUCUCUUGUGGUUUUCCUUGCGUGCUGCGGCAUCCUGUUGACGAAGAGUUUCAUGAAGAACAUGCUCAGCACUUUCCAUGCAUAUGGCAGUGUUUUCGGACUUGCAAUCUCUGCAAGCUUCUUACUCGCACUCGGCAUUCUCAACUUGUGCACGGCUCGGCAACUGUGGAUGGAAUGGAAGGGUCAUGGUGGCGACCACAGCCAUCACGCGACUAUGGGUUUGUGGUUGAGAUGUUGUCCACGACUGUUCCAGGCAAUUUCGAAGCCGUGGCAUAUGUUGAUUGUCGGGUUCUUAUUCGGGCUAGGGUUUGACACUGCCACAGAGGUGGGGCUAUUGGGUGUCGUAGCCGUAUCGCAUGGCCUCGCUGCGCCCAUCUGUAUAUUGCUUCUGCCCUUGCUGUUCAUGUCCGGAAUGUGUCUUCUUGACACCCUGAAUGGCGUGAUGAUGGCAUGGAUCUAUCGCACCUCCGCGGAGGAUGACAAGAAAAAGAUCUACUUCAAUUUGUUCGUCACCGUGACCUCAGGCUUGGUAGCGAUUCUCGUUGGGCUGAUAGAGAUGCUGGGUUUUUUGGCUGAAAGGGCAAACCUGCAAAGCUGGUUCUUCCGGUGGAUCCAAUCUGCAAAUGAUCACUCUGAGCUUCUGGGAGCAGGCGUCGUGUUGAUAUUCUUGGCGGCGAUGGCAAUUGCGUUGUGCUGCUAUUGGAGGGUGUUCGGCCAAAGUCAAGAGCCUCUGCAAUCUUCCAUGUACAGACGAGAGCGGCCUGCCUCGCUGCUAAGCUGA